AUGAUUGGCAAAGUUAAACGGUUUUGGGGUCUUUUUGUUUGGCUCGUUAUCAUUGUUUUGGCUGCUGGAGGUGCUCGAUCCUCACCAGAUAAUGUUUCAGAAAGUGACGGAGGUCAGUGUAGUCCCUGUCCUAUACAAGAACCGAGCAAGUUCUGCCAGCAUAGAGGUAGUCAGUGUUGUUUCGACAAGUCUAAACAGCUGAUGUAUUGCAUGUGUCGGAAGGAUUUUACGGGAACCCAAUGCCAGGAUCAUUUUCUGCCUAGUCGUGACAAACAGAUGAACUUGACCUUGCUGGCCACGGGGUUAAGUCUUUUUAUAACCCUCAUUGCUCUGGCAGUCUUAGUCUUCGUCAUCGUCCUAAGUGUCAAAAGCAUUCUGAUAAACAGGAAGUCGAGACGAAAGCAAGAAAAGAAAUUGCACACGGAAUGUUUAGACAAAGAACUUUUGUACGUGCAAGGAGAACUUGAAAAAUUGACUCCCGUUGAAAAAAUGUCGAAACUGGCAAGAUUUUCAAAAAUAAUUGAAGCGACGGCUCGAGCGGCCAUCCUCACUUACCCAUCCAUCAUCAACCCGCAACCACUUUCGUCGCACGAGGCCAUGGUCGGCUCUAGGUUUUGUCUCAUCCCUAGACACGAUUCUGCACCGACGUCUCUAUUCUCCUUGGAUUGUUUGUCUAGUUUUUACAUUUUAUUUCCUCUGUAG
Messenger RNA from Helobdella robusta, 702 nucleotides. RefSeq lists its product as hypothetical. NCBI's taxonomy places the organism in Eukaryota, Metazoa, Annelida, Clitellata, Rhynchobdellida, Glossiphoniidae. The record is from RefSeq and is a predicted model, not a curated record. Gene Ontology annotation, biological process: positive regulation of cell population proliferation; epidermal growth factor receptor signaling pathway; positive regulation of mitotic nuclear division. Bases 1 to 702 code for a protein of 233 amino acids. The transcript is spliced from 7 exons.